CCUUUAAAAGAAGCGGAACCCUUUCGGAAAAGUUCAGUGACUGAACCGUUUUUAUUUUUUAUUUUUUAGUUGGUUCCGCCCACAAGAAAGAUGGCGGCUCCCUUGCUGGAGAAACUGUCGGAGUCUUUGGGUUCUCCGGAGCCAGCGGUUCGACUCAUUCUGUCCAUUUUAAUCGGGUAUCCCUUUGCACUGCUGUACCGAUGGGUCCUCUUCUACCAGCCCGCCUCAGUCAUCCACUUGUUCCACACGUUCUCCGGUUUGGCUCUAGCUGCGUUCAACUUUGCAGGCUCACAGCUCUAUCACUCCGUAAUAUGCGUCUUUGUCCAGUUUCUGAUGCUGAGGCUGAUGGGAAGGACRGUAACGACGGUCCUGUGCAGUUUCACCUUUCAAAUGGUGUACCUACUGUUAGGUUAUUAUUAUACAGCGACGGAUGAGUAUGACAUCAAGUGGACGAUGCCUCAUUGUGUCCUCACUCUUAAACUUAUUGGUUUGUCGUUCGAUUACUACGAUGGUGGGAAGGAACCAUCCCAGCUGAGCGCAGAGCAGAAAAUUGGCGCCCUGCCUUCUGUGCCUUCGCUACUCGAGGUUUUCGGCUUCUCCUACUUUUACGGCGGCUUCCUGGUGGGUCCCCAGUUCACGCUGCGCAGCUACCAGAGGCUGGUGGGCAGGGAGCUCACAGACUGCCCUGGAAAGCCUCCAAACAGUCUUCUCCCAGCCAUGAAGAGGUUCUCUCUGGGUUUUCUCUGCCUGGCGAUAUAUGCAAUAUUUAGUCCUUCUUACCCAGACAGCUACUAUUUAACAGAUGAGUAUGAGGCUCAACCCUUCUGGUAUCGCUGUGUCUUUAUUCUGCUUUGGGGAAAAGUUAUUUUGUAUAAAUAUGUCAGCUGUUGGGUUAUAGCCGAGGGUGUAUGUAUAUUGACUGGGCUGGGGUACAAUGGAGUCGUGGACGGUAAGCACCAGUGGGACGCCUGCGCCAACAUGAAGGUGUGGCUCUUUGAGACAACGCCACUUUUUGGAGGAACAAUCGCCUCUUUCAACAUCAACACGAACGCCUGGGCUGCUCGACAUGUAUUCAAGCGGCUGAAGUUUCUGGGCAAUAAGACCUUGUCUCAUGUGGCGACGCUGCUCUUUCUGACCAUUUGGCACGGCCUUCACUCUGGCUACAUCUUGUGCUUUUCCAUGGAGUUCUUCAUCAUCACUGUGGAGAGACAGGUCCAGGCUCUGGUCCGGGACAGUCCUCUGCUGACAAAACUGGCCAACAGCCAUCUCUACCCCCUCAUWUAUGUAGUUCAGCAGUUUAUCCACUGGCUCUUCAUGGGCUAUCCUCUGGUGCCAUUCUGCCUCUUCGCCUAUGACAAAUGGCUCAAGGUGUAUUCUUCCGUCUAUUUCUGCGGUCAUGUGUUCUUCCUCGUGGCAUAUUUAAUCAUGCCGUUCCUCCGWAAGACUCUGGUUCCCAAGAAGGACCGGAGCGAGAAAAAGCAUGACUAAAACUCCGUUUUUAAAAACCUGACAUGGUAUGUAGGCACAUUUCAGUCUCCUCCUCCUUCUCCUCCUUCCUGCUGCUGACGUCAAGCCAGAGACGAACGACGGCUUCAGAGGUCUGUUUUCUUUCAGGUUCGUCUGAGACUCAAUAUCCUCUGAAGAGAACUGUGAUGUUCAAGGAACAGAGCACAAACUGUUUUAAGGCCUUUAGUAAUAUAUAAAUAUAUGAAUAUAUGUUCAUGUAAAAAAAAUAUAUAUAUAUAUUUUUGUGUUUUUAAGUGGGAGGGGUGGUUUUAUAAACAUUUGAAGAAAUGUUUACAGGACAUUACCAUUGUGCCGCACGGGUUAAUUGUGAGCCAACUUGGGACAAUUUUCUUCUGAGUGAUCAUUAUCACUUUUUCUUUUUUCUUUUUUUUUUUUUAAGUUGGGGAUACGAGGGACUUGAGAGACUUACAUGCUGUCGACAUGAGAUUGCACUUAUGAGUCACAGGUUCUGAGUCUGUUUUUGGAUCUAGUGUUUUGUUGUUUCAUUGUUCUGGUCCCACGUCUGACACCCACAUUCAGCAGCAACACUAAGCCUGAACAAGAGGUUUAAGCACAGUGCCAGCAUAUAAGACACUUCCUGAUAUGUCAUAAUACAACGUGCACACUUCUUUUUUUUUCUUUCUCCUGCMGAACGAYUUAAACAAUAUGAAGUCAGGGUCUUGUUUUCUUUGUAAACGGCUGCUAGUGGUUAUACAAGCACUGUAAAUCACACACUGUACACUAACACCYGACUCAAAAUGGCCUUGAAUUAAUGAAUGUUUUUACCGUUCAUUUCUUCUAGAUUUAAUUCCUUUCUCUUUUUUUUACACAACAAAGGACUUGAUUUUUUACAAAGUUUUAACAGCUUUUUGAAUAAGAACAUUUUGUAAUUUUUGAAUAAGAUCUCAUGAAACAAAUUUACAUUGUUCUCCUGCCUUUCCUAAUUGACGUUGCUAUUUUGUUUUUGAUUGUUUGCUCUUGCCACAUCGUCCUCUGUCUGUACCACUUCUAUGUUCGUUUGUCUGGAUUCAAGUCUGAUUUUCUCUCAGAAAUGCACAAAUGUGAAAGUGAAACAUGCAGAUCUGUUUUUGUAGGCCAUAGGCUAAUUCUUUGACUUGAGAAAUUGUCUCAUUUGAAACAAAAGUUGGUUUGAUCGUCUGUUUUAAACAGUAGAUCAUAAAAAAAAAAAAAACAAAUAAUGAGCUGUUUGCAUUAUAUCUCAUAUGAUGUAGAUAUUUUGAGGCCAUCCUUUCACACCCUUGAGGAGGACAAACCACACUGUAGCAGUGGUCCAGAUUUCUGUCAUAUUUAUGACAUUGUGAUUAUUAUUAAUUGAUGACUUGCUAUUUCCGGAGAUUACUUUUAUCCUCUAACCCCUUAGCAAAUGUACAAAAGAAAAUGUGGGAGACGGGGAUGAUUUUCAAAUACAGUUUUGCAAUUUUCAUUAAAAUGCUGGAUUUCAAAUA
Molecule: messenger RNA, 2972 nt
Organism: Austrofundulus limnaeus
Lineage: Eukaryota; Metazoa; Chordata; Actinopteri; Cyprinodontiformes; Rivulidae
Gene: lpcat3
Product: lysophosphatidylcholine acyltransferase 3
Exons: 12
Coding region: 91-1488 (465 amino acids)
Biological process (GO): lipid modification; phosphatidylcholine biosynthetic process
Cellular component (GO): membrane
Molecular function (GO): lysophospholipid acyltransferase activity; 1-acylglycerophosphocholine O-acyltransferase activity
Source: RefSeq, a predicted model, not a curated record